AUGUCUUCAGAUAACCAGUGGUCAGCGGAUGAGGAUGAAAGCCAAUUGUCCCGACUCAUGAGGAAAUCUAGAGAAUCCCCCUUUGUCCCUAUAGGGAUAGCAGGCUUUGUGACUGUGGUGUCCUAUGGUCUUUACAAGUUAAAGUUCAGAAGACAUCAGAAAAUGUCCAUUCAUCUUAUUCACAUGAGAGUUGCUGCACAAGGAUUUGUUGUAGGAGCUGUGAGUCUAGGUGUUCUCUAUUCGAUGUACAAGGAUUACAUUAGACCUCGAUUCUUCAAAGUGACCAAAAAAUGA
Molecule: messenger RNA, 294 nt
Organism: Orycteropus afer afer
Lineage: Eukaryota; Metazoa; Chordata; Mammalia; Tubulidentata; Orycteropodidae
Gene: HIGD1C
Product: HIG1 hypoxia inducible domain family member 1C
Exons: 3
Coding region: 1-294 (97 amino acids)
Biological process (GO): mitochondrial respirasome assembly
Cellular component (GO): mitochondrion
Source: RefSeq, a predicted model, not a curated record